This is a messenger RNA of Linum tenue, 1641 nucleotides long. Lineage: Eukaryota; Viridiplantae; Streptophyta; Magnoliopsida; Malpighiales; Linaceae. The record is from the annotation of a GenBank genome assembly.
GCCCAUCGUUUUUUUUUAAUUGGUCCUAUUUAUCACUACUGAACAAAGGGAAGAGAACGGCAAAACGCAACUCCUGUUCGCGUCUUCGUCCGUCGUUUGUGUAAUUUUAGAUUUCCAGUGACGGCGAAAGGAGGCCGCUCUUGCCCCGCUUUCACUUCUUCCUCAGCUAUCUUGGCUGCAAUUUUUUCUCGGAUUCUGGAGAUGGGGUUCGCCGAGCUUCUGAAUUCGAUUGACUGGGAACAUGAAUCGUAUCCAGCUUACGAAGAUUAUAUUGUUCUUCCGCUUUUUGCUUUCUUCUUCCCCACUGUCCGGUUCUUCCUAGACAGAUUCGUAUUCGAGAAAGUGGGGAACAGAUUGAUAUUUGGAAAGGGAUAUCAGAUUGUGGAGGAUGAUUCAGCAGACAGAAAGAAGAAGAUAAGAAAAUUCAAAGAAUCAGCAUGGAAAUGCAUCUACUUCCUUUCAGCUGAGAUUUUAGCUUUAUCUGUCACUUAUAAUGAGCCUUGGUUUACAAACACAAAAAACUUUUGGGUGGGACCAGGAAAUCAAGUCUGGCCAGAUCAACAAAUGAAGUUAAAGUUGAAAGGAUUAUACAUGUACACUGCUGGAUUUUAUACAUACUCAAUAUUUGCUCUCAUAUUUUGGGAGACAAGGCGUUCUGACUUUGGGGUCUCCAUGAGCCAUCAUGUUGCUACCGUCAUUCUCAUUAUUCUAUCCUACAUAUUUAGAUUUGGUCGUGUGGGUUCAGUUGUCUUAGCUCUUCAUGACGCUAGUGAUGUAUUCCUGGAGGUAGGAAAAAUGUCCAAGUAUAGUGGUGCUGAAGGCAUAGCAAGCUUUGCAUUUAUUCUUUUCGUAUUAUCGUGGAUCUUGCUACGGCUCAUCUACUAUCCAUUUUGGGUCCUCUGGAGUACAAGCUAUGAAGUUGUCUUGACGUUGGACAAGAAGAGGCAUGACUGGGAGGGUCCGAUCUAUUAUUAUGUGUUUAAUUCUCUUCUAUACUGCUUGCUUGUGCUUCACAUAUAUUGGUGGGUCUUGAUCUACCGGAUGCUGGUCAGGCAAAUCCAAGCAAGGGGACAGCUUAGUGACGAUGUUCGGUCUGAUUCUGAAGGUGAAGGUGAACAUGAAGAUUGACUGAACUUAAAAUGCAGUACCCAGAACAGACAUGAAGGUGUUCGAUUUGGGGGGUUUCAUGUAAUGGAAUGUGAUUCAAGGAGAUUCCCCUUCGCAAUUAGAAGGGAUUGUAUAUGGGAGUUGACGCAGAUUGCUGAAGGAGAUGAAUACUAGCAAUAGAAGAGUAGUGGGGAAUCCAUUCUCCAGUAGCUCUGACGGUCAAUGAUUUGUUGUAUGAAAGGUUUUUUUGUUUUCCCUUUAGUUUGUCCCUGUGUAGUAGGACUGACACUGAGAUACUACAUUUGUAAGAUAUGAUCCCAGCGGCCAAUUUGUGGAGCUUAUUCUUUCGAAUUAUCUUCCUUUCCUUUUUUUUUGUCCCCAUUUUUCUGUCCUCUUUAUCAUCAUAAGUACGGAAACCAGAGCAUUCCGUUUCUCGGAUCUCACAUGUUGUGUCAUAUUCGAGAGUUUUGGUUAUGAACUGAUGAUGAUGGUGUUGAUGAGUCAGUUUUAUCAUACAUUGGCGACAUUUGGGCA